AUGGACAUGAAUGACGAUUCGCCAACUCCUCAAGAUAGUCACACGAUAACUGUGGCAGAUUCAGUAUGGAAAUAUAUCAACAGUCCAAUAAUAGCGAUAUUUUCUGAAUUGGAGAAACCUCCAACAGAGCAGAUGCUCUGUUCACUUUUGGAAUCGUUAUUGAAAAGAUCUUCUACUUUAACCACUGUAUUAGUCCCACCAUUUAAUAAUGAUGCGACGGAUGUUAUUCUACAGCAACAAUAUGCAGCAUUUACAACCUGGUUAUUUGGCACAAUGUUCUACUUGGUAUGCAAUCCAUCGAGUGAUGUGGUGCUUUCAAAUAGCAUUGAGAUACAAGCUUGUAUGCUUAGAAUAUUAUCGAGACAUCACGUGACCAUGUUUCAGACUAUUACUUCAGAAUACCUAAGUAUAUUUGAUGAGAUAGCAGAUUUUUAUUCAAAUACCACAGAAGAAAUGAUUAUCUCAAAGUUUUAUACAGAAAAGAAUAUUAUAGAGAAUUUGGAUUUGACACCAUUUUCCGCAAAGAUCAAAUUAUUAAACGUUCCGUCAAUUCAAGCAUCUUUAUUAAAGAUAAUUGCGAAAGCUGGUGUUUCAGUUUGGGAUGAAGUAAAAUUGUGGGAUAGAAUUCUGAUAAUCAUGAUUAAUUCUCCUCCAAAUUUAAAGAUUGAAGCAUUACAAUUAUUUAUAGAAAUAUUAGAGAAUUCUAUUGUUCAUAAUAACAAAUGUACAACUAUAAUUAUGUAUAGUCUAGAAAUAGUGAAAAGUCUUCCAACUUGGAUAAAUUCAGAUCAGUUAUCAAUACAUAUGUUGCCUCAAAUUGCAGAAACAUUAAUACGUCUAAUACAAUUAUCACAUAUUUCUAUUCAUAUAAUAGAUUUGUGUUUCCAAAUUAUUAAUUUCAUAGCUUCCGAAUUUGUUACAUACAAUGUUAAAAUAGAGGUGAUAAAGAAAUUAGAAGAAACAGCGUGUUAUAAGAUCAAACAAUAUUUAAUUGCAGAACCGCGCUCUUGUACGACUUCGGAAAUUAAAAAUCUCUUCAACUAUUUUAUACAUUGUCCAACUGUUAUAGAAAUUUUGAUACAAUUUGUUUUUAUCGAUAUUCGACGGGCUGUUAUAUCAGAUAAAAUUGUUCUUACAACGGAGAUCAGCGAGCCAUGGAGAUUAUUAAGAAAGGAAUUAAUGAAUUUUAUGAAAGCUAAAAAAUUCACAGAAGUAUUGUAUAUUGUUAAAGCUUCAUCUUUACUACAAUUAUUGCUAGAAAAUCAAAAGAUUCAAGUAAAAUUAUAUGAGAACGAUUUAAAUGUCAUAUUAAAGAUUCUCAUGCAGAACUUGAAUUCUGAUGUGUGUGAAGACGAACAGAUUAUUUUUCAAAUUUUAAUGAAUUUAAUGUCUCACAAUGAAUCGAAUAAAGUUUUAUUGCAAUCGAUAUUAGCAUUGCCAUUCACUCAAGAUUUUAAAGGAUCUAUGGACAUUGGUCAAAAUAUGGUGCAAAGAGCAAAAUCUCUUGAUAUUAAAACAAUGUCGGAAUGUCUUGAAACUUUAUGCAUGUAUGGCAGUGGGAAAGAAAGACUGAAAUUAUUACGCACAUGUAUAAACAGUGAAGUGCAAAUAGCUAUUACAGCAGUGUCACACAGUGUAUUAUUACUGAAUGAUGCAACCAUAAAAUUGGAAGACAUUUGCCAAUAUGUUUUAAAUACUGCUCUAUCUUCGACGAAAGUGGAAAUACAUGAGAUUCUUGCAAACGUCUUAGGUCAGGUAGCUUGUAUCUCAUCAGGAAAGGGAAAAAUAAUUUUAUUAAGGGAAUUGUUAGACAACAAAAAAUGGACAAUACAUUGUGAAUGCUGUACAGAGAAUGUAGAAAACGAUGUCAAGUCCAACAUGCAUUAUUUACCGCGGAUUUACGAUCAUAUUUUCAGUACAUACUUUAAACUACUUUCUUCGACAAACGCUUCUAUACGUUUGCAAAUUUCUAAAAAUAUUCUUUCUCUUUCAAAUCAUAUAAAAUCAUUUAACUCGAAUGAGAUAACAAAAAAGUGGCUUUCUUAUAUACAUGAUGAGAACUUUGAAAUUCGGUCGAACAUCGCGUUAAUACUUGGGCAAUUGUUGAGUAAUAAAAUUGCAUUGGAAAGCAAUGAAUGUUUACCGGAUUCUGUAUCAGAUGAUUUGGAUGAAUAUGUUGAUCUAGUAAUUAAUAUUAUAGCCAAUACGCUUAUGGCUGCAUUAAACAGUUCCAAUGAUUCCUUACACGACACAUUACUCAGCACUGCAAAAAAUUUUGUAUGUGUUCCACUACAUUUAACGGAGAGAAGGAUUUUGGAUGUAUUUUUAAUCACAAUAACGCAUCCAAAUUCGUCACAAGCAGCUGUAGCGUCCGCUACAGCUAUGUACCGUGAAGUUGCUGACUUUCUUAACGUGUCUCCAAAGACUCUAUACGUUCGAUAUCGAAAGGACUUCUUGAAACUCCUAAUGCAACGUGCUGUUAGCAAUUAUAUAAAUUUUUCAUAUAAUAUGGCAACUACAGUGCAUCGUGUUGCUAAAUGUAUAGGCUACGAAGGAUCACGGCAAUUGUUAUACAAGGAUGGUCAUUAUGCAGUCUGCUUUCUGAUCGCCAUUAUUGUCGAAAUGCCAGAGGCAAAUAUGCUUUUAUACGAUAUAGCCGAAUUGCUUCGCAUGGAUAUAAAGCAAAUGCUUCAAGAAUAUUUUCCAUACAUUUGCAGUUAUGCGUUUUUAGAAAGAUCUCUUCGAAUAACUACGGAAUGUUUGAAACUUGUAACAAAAAUGACAGAAACUAGUCUUGCACUUCUGACGAAGCAGUCCUUUAUGGGAAUUUUUGAGGAACUUAUGUUAAAUUUUUAUGAAUCACCUGAAAAAAUAAUAGGUUUGUUAGAAAUUAUCUCAGAAUAUGACAUUAAUCAAAGAGGAAAGUUUAGUACACAAGAGCAAGUUAUGUCUUAUUUGAAUCUACGAUUACAUGGGAUAUUGGUGAAUUUUGAUAUAAAGCUCGGUCCUAAAUCAGAUGAACAUACGCAACAAUCUGCACUUGCUUCACUGGCCGUUUUAAUUCGUUACAUGGGUGCUACUUAUUUAACUCCGCUUAGAUAUAAGAUUUUAGCCACGUUACGAACAUCGCUUGGAUUUAAAAGACCAGGCUUCUCGCGCUUAGUUUGUGAUGCGUGGGAUGCAUUUAUUCAUAACAUAGCUAUUGAAGGCUUAGGAUCGCUGUUUCCAACGAUAUGCGUAUCGUUAAUACCACUGCAGAAAAUAUUUCCAGAAAAAGUCAAUAACAUGUUGGAAUUUUUAAUUGUCCAGAACAGCGGGGAUCACAUUUCAGAAUUAUUUUUUAUAGACGACAUAAAAGUUCCUACUCAAAUAUCUAAUAUAGUUAAAGCACAUAUUUUACAAGCAAGACCUGAAGGAUUUAAUGCAAAUUUAAAGUUAUGGUUGAGACGGAUUACACACGAAACUGAUGAAGUACGAAUUAGAGCUCUGAAACAUUUGCAAAUAUUUUUGGAGGAGCAUCGUGGCGAGCUUAACAAGAUGAUAUUAAGUGAGACUGAUGUCCAUCCAUUAAUCGUUGAACUAUUAGACACUCUACUAAUUGGAUGUCAAGAUAAAGACGAAUCUAUCCGUUUGUGUUACGGAGAAUGUCUUGGAGAAUUAGGAGCUAUCGAACCAAGUCUUCUUCCACGGAGAAUUACUUCUAGAGAUGAUAAUAAAUUUAUAUCAGACAUGAACGAAGAAUUUGUGUGUGCGCUACUUUCCGAACAUGUGCGAGCUUUUCAAAUGCAAAAAAACAGCCAAAGUAUGGAUUGUUUUUCACUUGCUAUACAGGAGAUAUUAAAAGCAUAUGAUAUUUCUCCGCAAGGUCGAAAUAGUGAAUUGUGGAAUAACUUACCGCUCACAACGCAACAAAUUAUAAUUCCUUUUUUGACAUCGCAUUACAAGAUAGUGACUGUUAGCGAUAACGAUGAAUUUCCACAUCCUAUUUAUAGUUCUGAAGCAGGUUCUUCAGUUGAAAACUGGGCUUAUAGCUGGCUUUGCAGUAUGAUUAAUGAUGUACGUGAUGCAAUCCUCAAUAAUGUAUUACAGGCAUGUAAAUUAGCGUUUAAACGGGAUAUAAAAACAUUAAUAUUUUGUCUACCGCAUAUUGUAUCAUACAUAAUCGCAAAUAAUGGGGAAGAAGAACAUGUUAAGAUUAGAGAAGAAAUGUUAGCUGUAAUCAAUAUUAAACAGAAGUCUGUAUUAGAUCCUGAACUUAUGCGUCAUCGGCCACUUCGAUAUGGACAGAGUACGAAGGCUGAUGACAAGAGAAUCUCGGAAGAAGCUAGACGUACACGUUGCUCGCAAGUGAUCUUUUGUAUAUUGGAUCAUUUACAAAGAUGGCUCAGAGAACGAAGAUUGUUUCAAGAUGAUAGAUAUGAAGCAAUAAAAAAAUUCUGCGCUAGAUUAGAUAGUUUGGUAGUAGCGGAGGGUUGUUACCAAUCACGUGAAUAUCACCGUGCAUUGAUGUAUCUGGAACAACAUAUGGCAUCUAGUAAUAAAGGCUUAUCACAAUCAAAAGAAGGUGGUUUACUCGCUAAAAUUUAUGCUCAACUCGAUGAUCCUGACGGAGUGUCUGGUAUCCUGGCGACCCAAAAUCAGUCUCCUACUUUGCAACAGUUGGUUUUAGCUCAUGAAGUCAAUGGACAGCUUCAGGACGCAGCUACAUGUUAUGAGAGACUUAUGCAAACAAAAGAUUCGAAACAUGCGUACUUGCAAGGCCUGAUUCAAUGUUAUCUCGGUCUAGAUCAACCGUUUACUGCCAAGCACAUCACCGAGGGUUUGUUGAAUAGCAGGCCAGAAUUAGAGCCUCUUAUAACUGAACGUGAGCUUUUUUGGAAACUUGCUCAUUUCUCUAGAUUUGAUGAAUCUUCGCAAAAAAAUAUAAAACACGUGCUACUGGAUGAUCUCAUAAAAGGAAUAAAACCAGAUUUAUUGUCCUUAAAGAAGAAUUUAGUAUCGUUAUUAGAAGAUGCUUCUCGACCAGGAGCUUAUCAACAAAGUUACUCAUAUAUUAUGAAAUUACACAUAUUGAAUGAAUUUGAUAAGGCAACUUCAAUGAUGUUAAAUAAUGCGGAAAGCCUUCCAGCAAUGCUGGAAGAAUGGGAGAAACGGGGGCAACUAUUAAGAGCAUCUCGCGGCGUAGAAUUUGUUUUGAGUAUGCGCAGAGCCACUUUAGAUUUGGCUGUACAACUACAACGAAAGACUCAAAACACAGAAAAUUUAAUGCUUAAACAGGAAAUUGGAAAAAUCUGGUUGAAAAGCGCUAAAAUUGCUAGAAAGACUGGCUUACAUCAACAAGCAUAUAUGCAUAUUUUAUCGGCCAGCGAUUGGUGCCCACCACAACCAUUAUAUAUAGAGCAAGCUCAAUUAUAUUGGCAAAAAGGUUGUCAGGAAGAUGCUUUUACCACUUUAAAUCGUUGCUUUUCAAAUUGUUUUCAACCAGCGCAAUAUUACAAACAAUUGCCCUCGGGAGAUUGUAACGAAGAAAGAAGAUACUGCGCAAAGGCAAAGCUUCUUUUUGCAAAAUACAACGACGAAACUCUUAAUGUCGAUACAGAUGGCGGUAUUGUUAAUUAUAAAGAAGCAAUCGAAGUAUGGAGAUGCUGGGAAAAAAGCUGGGUAUCAUGUGCUCAGUAUUAUGAUACUAUUGUUGAAAGAAUGUCUGAUGAUGACAAAGAUAGAAAUAAGCGGGACUUGCAAAUACACAUGAUGAAUUGUUACGGCAAAUCGCUUCAAUAUGGCUGCAAGUAUAUUCAUCAUUCAAUGCCUAAAAUGUUGACCAUCUGGUUGGAUAAUGCUUCUCGCGCUACAAUUACUACUGAUCCAUCAGAUAUCAUUCAACUUCGCAGAGAUCGUCUAUCAAAAAUGACUCAGAUCAUGGAAGUCUAUCAUCAUAGAUUACCAACAUUUAUGUGGCUGACAGCUUUCAGUCAACUCGUAUCGAGGAUUUGUCAUCCAUCGCAACAAGUGCAAAGUACUCUCUGCACGAUUUUAGUGAAAUUAAUUUCUACGUAUCCGCAACAUUGUUUAUGGAUGAUGGCAUCAGUUUUUAAUUCUUCGUAUCCGGCGCGACAAAAACGAUGUCAACAGAUUUUAAAUCAUGCGCAAUUGAAGACGCCGGACAUGUCUAAGCUUAUUAAAGAUUUCUACAGACUUUGGGAAAGACUAAUUGAAUUGUCUAAUAAAUCUAUACCAGAGGGAACACGAAAUACUACUGUGAAUAAUUUAUCAAAGAAUUUGCCAAGAUUACUGGCAAGUAAGGAUUUCAGCUCAAUCAUGAUGCCAACGACGAAAUUCAGACAACUACAUCUUCCAUCUAAAAACGCUUUAGUUGAAAAUCAUAAUCCAUUCUUAUUGAGAUGGGUACACAUAAGAAAAAUAGAAGAAAACGUAGUAAUAAUGCCGUCACUUCAGCGGCCGCGACGAAUCGCGUUAAGAGGAUCAGAUGGCAAAGAAUAUCUUUUCAUGUGUAAGCCAAAGGAUGAUUUACGCAUAGACUUCAGAUUGAUGGAGUUUAACGAUAUCGUAAAUAAAUAUCUUCAAAAUGAUCCAGAAUCACGACAAAGGAGGCUUUAUAUACGCACAUAUAGUGUUGUGCCAUUAAAUGAAGAAUGCGGCUUAAUAGAAUGGGUACCAAAUCUGGUUGGUCUUCGACCUACUAUUAUGAAUUUAUAUGUAGAAAAAGGCAUUGCACCUACGAAUAAGGAACUCAAAACAAUGAUAUGUGAUAAAAAAGAUCCGUUUGAAAAGAAGAAACAAAUAUUUUUGGAGAGGCUAUUACCACGACAUCCUCCUGUAUUUGGAGAUUGGUUUCGCAUCAUGUUCCCUGAUUCAUACGGAUGGUACGAAGCUCGCACAGCGUACAUUAGGACAACUGCUGUUAUGUCCAUGGUGGGAUAUAUACUUGGGCUUGGUGAUCGUCACGGAGAAAAUAUAUUAUUCGAUUCUACAUGCGGAGAUUGCGUACAUGUCGAUUUCAACUGCUUGUUUAACAAGGGCGAAUUUUUGGAAUAUCCUGAACGAGUACCUUUUCGCUUAACGCAUAAUAUGGUAGAUGCUAUGGGUCCUUUAAAAUUUGAAGGACCAUUUAGACGCUCCUGCCAAAUUACUAUGCGAGUACUUCGGCAAGAAUCGAGUACGUUACUGAGUGUACUUACACCUUUUGUGUACGAUCCACUCGUCAGUUGGAAUAAGAAUCAGCCUGGUGAAGCAGCUGAAAAGACAAAUGAAAAAGCCGUAGAACAUAUAAAAAACAUUGAGCAACGAUUGAAAGGCUUGAUACGAUAUCCUGGAAGAAAGGCAGAAAAUAUCGCGUUACAUCUCAGCGUUGAAGGGCAAACUAAUCAUUUAAUUUUGGAAGCAACAAAUAUAGAUAAUCUGUGCCAAAUGUAUUUCGGUUGGGGUGCAUAUUUGUAGAUUAUCGCCAAAACAGGAUUACGUGCAGAAUAGGAUCUCUGAAAAUAUAUGUACGUGUCACAAAGGAAAAUUAUAGCUUCCGGGUGAAUGUGUACUCUGUCUCGUUCUCAUAGCGACAUUCGCCAUAAGUGGGGUCGAACACUCACGAUUCCAACGUGAAGUAUAUAACACUAUUGGCAGUAAAAUGAAACCAAGACAUCAUGUAAAUGCAUGAAGAUGUGUGAAAUCGAGAAGACAACAAACAAAUUUAUUUUGCAAUGGCAUGUGAGUUCUUUUUAUAAAGGAAGUCUUAUUACAAUUUACAAAAUUUCAUCGUUUAUGCACGUAAUACAAUAACAAAAUAUCGAUAAUAAAUAGGAUUCAAUUUUUCUGUCAUAUUUGUUUAUAAUAUAACUUGAAACAAUAUGUAAUGUAUUCAUACAAACAGAAUACUGUUACCCAUGUGUAUAUGUGUGCGCGCGCGCGCGCGCGUGUGUGUGUGUGUGUGUGUGUGUGCGCGCGCGCGCGCAUUAGCAUAUGUUCAAUUCAUUAAUAGCCUUGUUCGUGACGGAUCUAUUCGUGACAAUAGUAUUGUUCGUUUUAUUUGUUCUGGGUCUACUCAGAGAAAACCUAAGCAGACCAACGCACUCUAAUAAGGUUGAUUCCGAUGACGCCAACCUAUUAGAAUGCGUUGGUCUGCUUGAGUUUGCUCCGAGUAGACCCAGAACAGAUAAAACGAACAAUACUAUUAGAUCCGUCAUCUUGAUACAACAUUAUAAAAAGACUUUAUUUUAAAACGUGCUUUAUAGUUUCACGUGCUUUUAUUAUAAUUUGUAUUAAAUGAUGCAUGAUAAUCGUAGAAUAAAAUUCCAUGUUCCGAAAA
This is a messenger RNA of Monomorium pharaonis (pharaoh ant), 8320 nucleotides long. RefSeq names its product serine/threonine-protein kinase ATR. Gene Ontology annotation, biological process: telomere maintenance; protein phosphorylation; DNA damage checkpoint signaling. The transcript is spliced from 41 exons. Gene Ontology annotation, molecular function: protein binding; protein serine/threonine kinase activity. Bases 1 to 7458 code for a protein of 2485 amino acids. Gene Ontology annotation, cellular component: nucleus. The record is from RefSeq and is a predicted model, not a curated record. Lineage: Eukaryota; Metazoa; Arthropoda; Insecta; Hymenoptera; Formicidae.